Messenger RNA from Diutina rugosa, 1797 nucleotides. RefSeq lists its product as uncharacterized. The transcript has a single exon. The coding region runs from base 1 to 1797 and encodes 598 amino acids. The record is from RefSeq and is a predicted model, not a curated record. Lineage: Eukaryota; Fungi; Ascomycota; Pichiomycetes; Serinales; Debaryomycetaceae.
AUGAAAUCUCUUCCAUUAGAAUUGUACCGUGAAAUUGCUGGUCAUCUUGAUGAUGAAAGCAUCUCUGCUCUUGUUUUAGCGUUUAGACGGCAUCAGAUUUCUGACGGCCGCUUGUUAAAGCGCCGCCGUCUUCAAUCACCAUGGCAUCACGACGCUGCCGUUGUAUUUGAAAAUCUUUUAUUAGACGGAAUGCUUCACAUAGAUGCAGAAACUCUAACCAAGUCUGAACUAUUCAUGGCUGAUGACAAACUCUCUGUUUCUAUCAAUGUAUGCGAUACACCCUUACUACUGAUUGUGAGUAAACUGUUGAUUGGCAAAGUUUUCGUAUUUUGUACACCUCCAUUCAAGACCAAAUGGUGUUGCGGGGUUCCAGAAUCGAUCACACGGUUGGCGUUGUCCAAUAUUCGCCUAGGUCGAGAAUUCGCUAUGCCUCCGUGCCUUUUGGAUUUAGAGGUGUUCAACUGUGAAUUACGCUGUCGCUUACCUAACAACAUUACUAAAAUUGUCGCCUCUUCUAGUGUGCUAACCCUGCUUCCAGCUUCAUUAGAAGUUUUAGUGGCGGAAGCAAGCCCCCUCACGUUUGACUCAUGUCCAACUGGUCUCAUUCAUCUUCAAUUGCAAUCGGUUGUUUGCGACCAACUGAUCAUACAUGAAAUUAUCACCAAGAAUAUCCAUCAUUUACGUUGUCUUGAAAUUGACAGCUGGUCGAUUUCGCAACGCUCGCCAAGCCAUGAUGAUCUCUUACGUAUAUUGCCACCAUACAACCAUGGACUACAAAGCUUGCGUAUUAACUUGACAGUACUCGUUGAUCCAAACUCGCUUGAUUCCGGUGAUCUAGAUCUAUCGACGAUUAGAGACCCUUUGAUGGCGGUUGCAUUGAAAGCACUAACCAAACUCACUAUCUUUGUUGAUGUCAAUGAUGUGAAUAUUACAGGCGUGUUUCCUAAUUUGCUUUUCUUGAAAUUGACUCCCACAUCUUCAAGUAUCACAUACUCUGUGAAGUUGAGGCACACCAAAUUGCGUUGUUGCGUGAUUGAGGAGGCUUCCUGUGUCAGUGUGGCUUGCAAUCAACUUUGUCGAGUUGAGGCAUGGGGGUGCAAAAAACUAAUGAAUGCUUUGUGGCUCGCUCAUCAAUCUAUUAUGCUCAGUUGUGUGGGGAAAACCCGUGGUCGAUUGAGAGUUGGAUACGUUCACUCUAUAUCCGACGUGAACUUCAAAACAAGUGAGUUCGCAUAUAAUGGCUAUUUGCAUUCGGAUUCUGGCCAAACAAAUUACUAUGGCAGUGUCACAAAUUGUUCUAUCGAUGCUCGUAAAAUUAGACUAGUCUGUGGCACUAUUAUCGGGUUGAAAGUUAUUAAUUGUGAAAAUCUUGAGCUCGAAAUGUUUUCAGGGCGUGACAAGAGCAUGCAAGAGAUGCACGAUUUGUUUCCUUCUACAUUAAAGAAGCUCUCAUACACGGAACACAACCCUUGGAAUCACGCCCUGCUAUAUCAUCUUGCGCAUCUCAACCAACUCAAGGAGUUGACCUUACGGCAAGUGAAGUGUCCGCCUGGAAUGAUCAUACCACUCACGGUAGACAAACUACAAUUAGAAUUGGUUUCUACGACUAUUCUUCGGUUGAGUCCAAAUCGCAUAAAGCAUAUCAAUUUGUUGAAUUGCAACAUCCAGUGGGUGCUGUACAAGCAUUUGCAUCUGUCUCAACUCAAAUGGCUCAUUUCAAAACUGGGGAAAGUUAACAUUGAUCGACAGUAUUUUCCAUGCUCGUGCACUGUGGUUGUAGACGAGCGAAUUAUCUAA